Messenger RNA from Penicillium soppii, 2013 nucleotides. RefSeq names its product IQ calmodulin-binding motif protein. Lineage: Eukaryota; Fungi; Ascomycota; Eurotiomycetes; Eurotiales; Aspergillaceae. Bases 1 to 2013 code for a protein of 670 amino acids. The record is from RefSeq and is a predicted model, not a curated record. The transcript has 6 exons. Gene Ontology annotation, molecular function: catalytic activity.
AUGGAUGCACUAUAUCCACGGAACGUAACAGAUGUUGUGGAAAUACUUGCUGCGACCGGUUCCUUUCUCUUCAUUGCAGUCGCUUUGCUUAUUAGACAACCUCUCAGUCCUAAUCGCUUUCGCUAUACCAUGGUUUCACGCAAACUGUACAAUCUCUGCCAGAAGCCGUCUGUGACUUCGGAGUUGGCAAAGGACCCCUCACAAAACCCGCAGAAGGUCUUUCAUAAGCUAUUUGAGGGUCACGGUCAUCAUCUUUCGCAUACGCAUGAUGGUAUAGAGGAAUCAGAGUCGGACAAAGUGUCAAAAUGGGAGGAGUUAGAUGAGCUGCAGAAGGCUCGCGCUUGUGGAAAUUUCGGGUCUACAGAAACAAGUGAGCUCUUUUUGAAGGUGUAUCAUGACGCUCUGUGUGCCUUGGAAAAGAACCCCAUGUCGGGGGUUGUCUCUCCCCCUCUACUAGGGAGCACAGGAGUCUUACCCCUGACAAUUGUCGCCCCAUUACCAGAUCUAUGUCGUCAUUUAGCGAAUUGUAUUGUUCGUGCCGAACAUGAAGUUUUUCUAGGUACGAAUUUUUGGAUCCACUCUGAGGCAUCCACCCUGGUGACGAAUGCCAUCCGCGAGCUGUCGAAAAGAGCGGGGGAAAGAGGCGAGAAGGUAGUGAUGAAGAUGAUCUACGACCGGGGAGAUCCUCGCCAGGCAUGGGAAAAUAGACUCAAUGUCAAAGAAGAGCAGUACGUUGGUGGGAAAGUAAGACUACCUGCAGCCAGCGAAAUCCCCAAUGUCGAUCUGCAGGUCAUCAACUUCCACCGGCCCAUUUUUGGAACAUUCCAUGCGAAAUUCACUGUGAUUGACCGACGCAUGGCUCUGAUACAGAGCAGUAAUAUCCAAGACAACGAUAACCUCGAAAUGCUGUCACAUCUCGAGGGACCCAUUGUUGAUUCCUUCUACGAUGCUGCUUUGCUAUCCUGGGGAAAGCCGCUUGAGCCCCCAUUCCCACUUUUGGUUUCCCCAGCCAAGGAUGCACCCAUACCAUGUCACAAAGAAGCUGGAGAGACGAACGGUCUCUCUACAGAUACUGGAGCCGAGUCUCUACCUGAGCAUACAACUAAAUCUCUACACUACGAUCAGGACUUUGUUCAGGAGGCCCAGAGAGUCAACGGUUGUAUUAAUCCACUAGAAAAUGAGUCACCUACUGAGGCCGUCAGCCGCCAUCUAAAUACCACCAUCCAGCCAGAUACAAAAGGCGACGCACCAGAUAGCGACCAAGACCCCAAAUUCACUCCAUACAUGGUCCUCCCCCGCCACAAGCCUUUCCCAAUGGCAGUAGUAAACAGAGAGCCAUUUGGUUCCCCAAACCACAGCAGCGUCAACACACCCCAAAACUCCGCCUGGCUGUCGGCAAUCAACCACGCCAGCAAAUCCAUCCUCAUCCAGACACCAAACAUGAACGCCGAGCCUCUACUCGAGCCUCUGUUGAACGCAGCUCGCCGCGGUGUCACGGUAACCUGCUACCUAUGCCUCGGCUACAACGACGCAGGCGAGCUCCUCCCAUUCCAGAAUGGCACGAACGAAAUGAUCGCAAAUAAACUGUACAGCUCACUCGAAUCGGACGAGGAGAAGGCCCGUCUACGUGUGCACUACUAUGUUGGCAAGGACCAGACUCGGCCGAUCCACAAUAGUUUCAAGAAGCGGAGCUGUCAUAUUAAGCUUAUGAUUGUUGAUGAGCAGAUUGCUAUCCAGGGUAAUGGAAACCUCGACACGCAGUCGUUUUUCCACAGCCAGGAGAUCAAUGUUCUUAUUGACUCUGGGCUUGUUUGUCGUGCUUGGACGGAGUUGAUUAAUCGGAAUCAGAAUACGGCCGCUUAUGGUGCCGCUAGUCCCAAGGAUGGGUGCUGGCAUGAUCCAAAGACCGAUGAGAUACCACCGGGCUCUAUGGGGCCCGUUCCUGGUCGCUUUAGCUGGGCUAAGGGAGCUAUUGGUGCUGUGCAGAGAGUUAGGGGUGUUGGUGGAUUCUAG